AUCCCAGCAAUGAAGAGAAACUUUGUGGCAGUAGAAGAAGAUACUUUGGAUAAUCAUGGAGUCGCAUGGUGGAGAGGGCCGCUUCUUGGCAAAGGAGGCUCUGGGUCUGUUUAUCUCGCCUAUUUGAAGAAACCCAAAUCAAGAAACGCGUUUUAUCGGCGUGUUAUGGCUGUUAAAUCGGCGGAGGUCUCUUCAUCAAGUUUGCUUCAGAAGGAGAAAGAGGCUUUCAACCAUCUUCAUGACUGUCCCUACAUUCUUGAGUGUUAUGGUGAGGAAACUACUGUGAGUAAGAAUGGACAGAUGGUCUACAAUCUGUUGCUGGAGUAUGCUUCUGGAGGAACCCUAGCUGAUCUUAUUAGGAUAUCGGGUGGUUGUGGAUUGCCUGAAUUGGAUGUGAAGAGAUACACAAGGUCUAUUCUUAAAGGCAUCGAUUAUAUCCAUAGCCAUUAUUAUGUUCAUCGUGACUUGAAGCCAGAGAAUGUGUUGCUUGUGCCUAGCGGGAGUGGUGACUUUGUGCCCAAGAUUGGAGAUUUUGGAUUGGCAAAGAAAGCUCAGAGGACCAAGAGGAGAAUGUUUGAUUCAUCUAUUGCAGGGACUAUCUUGUAUAUGGCGCCGGAGACUUUGGUUGAUAAUAUUCAGGAAUCUGCUUCUGAUAUUUGGGCUCUUGGAUGCAUAGUUUAUGAGAUGUUUACUGGGAAACCACUUUGGGGUUUGGACCCUAAUGAGUCAACUGAAGAACUCUUCAAAAGGAUUGUUGAUAGAUUUAAAUUACCUGAAAUUCCAUCUGGGAUCUCAAAGGAUGGAAAGGAUUUCUUGAAAAGAUGCCUAGUGAAGAAUCAUAAGUUCAGAUUCACUAUUGAGAUGUUACUGAAUCAUCCAUUUGUAUUAGGAACAUUAGAUGACAGAGAUGUUGCAGCAGAGAGUAAUUGCAGCGUGUUGUUAAGUUCCCUGAAACCACAGCUUCAAGAGUCUGAGGAAGUAAUUGGUAUUCAAGUUAAGAAACAGUUUGAUGGACAUCAACUUCAGCACUACACAAUUGGAACUGAAAAGAUUUGGGCAUAUGACUCUCAAGGAAUUGAAGAUGUGGUUUUCUUGCAACUGCAAAGAAUAUGGUCUAAAUUGGCCAAUGGAGCUGGAUUGGGCUACACAAUUCUGAUCUUGGAUUUCAUUAAAUGGAGCUUGCUUGUGUGA
This is a messenger RNA of Manihot esculenta (cassava), 1191 nucleotides long. RefSeq names its product mitogen-activated protein kinase kinase kinase 20. The coding region runs from base 10 to 1191 and encodes 393 amino acids. Gene Ontology annotation, biological process: protein phosphorylation. Gene Ontology annotation, molecular function: protein kinase activity; ATP binding. Lineage: Eukaryota; Viridiplantae; Streptophyta; Magnoliopsida; Malpighiales; Euphorbiaceae. The record is from RefSeq and is a predicted model, not a curated record. The transcript has 4 exons.